Molecule: messenger RNA, 2778 nt
Organism: Larimichthys crocea (large yellow croaker)
Lineage: Eukaryota; Metazoa; Chordata; Actinopteri; Sciaenidae
Gene: smyd2b
Product: SET and MYND domain containing 2b
Exons: 12
Coding region: 108-1406 (432 amino acids)
Cellular component (GO): nucleus
Molecular function (GO): protein binding
Source: RefSeq, a predicted model, not a curated record
UUAGGGCAGGGUGAGGGUGACGCCCCAAAGGUUAAAGCCGGGGUGCCACAUCCCACUUCUCUUCUCUCCCUUGUCCUCGUCAGUCAUUUUUGGAAAAAGGAGGCACGAUGACCGAAAGCAUCAAGGGAGUUGAGAGGUUUGACAGUCCGGGAAAAGGACGAGGUCUCCGCGUUACCAAACCCUUUAAAGUUGGGGAGCUGCUGUUUUCCUGCCCGGCUUACUCUUAUGUACUGACAGUGAAGGAGAGAGGCUGCUUCUGUGAGUGCUGCUUUACCAGGAAAGAAGGCUUGGCAAAAUGUGGGAAGUGCAAGAAAGCCUUCUACUGCAACGUGAAAUGCCAGAAAGCGGACUGGGCCAUGCACAAGCUGGAGUGCUCUGCAAUGACUGCAUUUGGAGAGAACUGGUGCCCAUCAGAGAUGUCCCGCCUGGUGGCCCGGAUCCUCGCCAAGAAGAAAACACAGAAAGAAAGAUGUGUUUCAGAGAAGAUCUUGCUCAUAGGUGACGUGCAAUCGCACGUGGAAGAUGUAGAUAAUGAGAAAAGGGAGAUGACUGAGGUUGAUGUUGCCGGACUGCAUCGUUUUUACUCCAAACAUUUGGAAAUACCCGACCAUAAAGACCUGCUCACACUGUUCUCCCAGGUUGCCUGUAAUGGUUUCACUAUAGAGGAUGAUGAACUGUCCCACAUUGGUACUGCAAUCUACCCAGAUGUGGCACUGAUAAACCACAGCUGUCUUCCCAGCGUUAUAGUCACAUAUGACGGGACGUCAGCAGACAUUCGUGCAGUGAAGGACAUGAAGCCUGGAGAUGAAGUGCUAAUCAGCUACAUAGACCUCCUCUAUCCAACAGACGACCGCAACAACAGGCUGAGAGAGUCCUAUUACUUCACCUGUGAGUGCCAGGAAUGUAAAAGCAGGUCCAUGGAUAAGGCAAAGUUGAAAGUGCGUAAGCAGAGUGACCCCUUCGAGCCAGAGGUCAUCAACAACAUGGUGCGCUAUGCCAGGAAAACCAUCAGAGAGUUCCGGGCCCAUAAAAAUAUAAAAACCCCUAGUGAGUUGCUGGAGAUGUGUGAACAGAGCCUGGAUCAUAUGGGAGCUGUCUUUGACGACUCCAACAUCUACAUGCUCCACAUGAUGUACCAGGCCAUGGGGAUUUGUCUCUACAUGGAGGACCCAGAGGGAGCCAUCAGUUAUGGCGAGAAGAUUAUCAAACCUUACAGCAAGCUGUAUCCACCCUACUCUUUGAAUGUGUCCUCCAUGUACCUGAAGUUGGGCAGGCUGUACAUGGGGCUAGAGAAGCACUCAGCGGGCAUCAGCACUCUCAAGAAGGCAAUGGCCAUAAUGGAGGUGGCUCAUGGGAAGAAUCACUUGUACUUGACAGAGUUGCGCAAAGAGAUAAAGAAAAAAUAAAGAGAAAGGAAAGAAAUGACAUAAAACGGAUGAUCCCUGAGGACUGCAUACACUCCUUUGAUUGAGGCUUUACAGAACUGAAGGUAUUUUAUGGAAGGUGUUUUUAUGGAAAAUAAAAUAUUUUUGGAACUUUUUACAUCAGUGUUGUGUAUGCAAUAACCUGUUAGUUUGUUGAAUGCGGGAUACUUUUGUACAACACAUGUAUUUGAUAAUCAGUUAUAGAGUAAAGCUGCUUUUUAACUCAUCUACCAUAAUGUGUUUGAUAAUGAUUUCAUAUUUGUUUUGGCUUGUGACCGACAUCAGCUGGACAUCCAUCAGUCAAGUUGUUUACAUAUGUGUGUAGGAGGUCAAUGCAACAAAAUGCCCGUCAACCAAUCAGGAAAGCCGCCUCGCCACAAGGGGCUUAUUAAUACUGCAGAAUGUGUCUGAGUCACAAUGGAGGGAGGACUGUGUUUUGCUUUAACAUCUUGCAUGAGUGUUCUGCUGUGAUUAAUGUCUCCGGGACUUUGUGAGAGACACUCUCCAACACAUGUACAGUGUUACCAAGCUAAAUGAAAAUUCCAAAUAAAUAAAUUUGUGGCCACAGUCUUAAAGAAAAUAAGGCUUUAUUGCAUAAUAAGCAAGUACGACAGCUUCAUACAUGUCUGGGGAGAGAAAAACAAAAGACUUGAUGCACUGAAAACGCAUGUACAAAACAUAUGUACACAUACUUUGAAAGGUAUUUGGGAGUUUUGCCAAAAAAAAUAAAAUGAAGGGGAAAAAUUAAAUAUAAACAAAGAGUGGAAUGCCGUGUGAGAAAAUACUGUCACAAAGAGAACAGAAGUGCAACAAAACACUUAUAUGUCAAGAGAGCAUACAGCUUAUACUUACUUGAGAAUAUAUACAUUGAAAUAUAAAAACGCAUGCAUAGUUUAUUAUGUUGCGGUAUUUUUAGGGUACCAAGUCAAAAAAAAGAAAAAAAAAAGAAAGAAAACUAUAUAAAACAUUUGUAAAAAUCUUCUCUUGCAUGCCCAUUAUGUACAAAGUUACUUUGGACAUGACUGGCUUUUUCAUUACGAUUCAGAAAAAUAAAAAAGUAUAUCUAAUGUAACAUGUAAAAUGAAAUUCUUCAGGAUGUAAUUUACCAGGAACAUGUUCAUCUAUUGGGUUCGGAUCAGAUUAUUAGAAAUGACUGCCUGUUUUUUUUUUUUUUUUGGCAAAGUCAGUUAUGUCACUAUUAUCCUUCAAAAAUAAACCAAGACAUCAGCAUUAUCCUACUGCCAAAUUCUUACCUGAGAGUUAGGUAAAUGAUAUGAAAUGUUAAAGUUGUUCUUAUAACAAAACAUAAACUAUUAAAUACUGAUAUAGAUUUAAUCUUUGCAGGAAAGAAAAA